Molecule: messenger RNA, 2976 nt
Organism: Leguminivora glycinivorella
Lineage: Eukaryota; Metazoa; Arthropoda; Insecta; Lepidoptera; Tortricidae
Exons: 16
Coding region: 98-2254 (718 amino acids)
Source: RefSeq, a predicted model, not a curated record
AUUUCGGCGCCGCCGCACACUUACCGCCCGCCACCCAAUCGAUGCAAACUUCGCAAAUAAACUCUGCAUCUAAAUAGACCAUAGCACACGUGCCAAAAUGAAGGUCUUUCUGGCUUUAGCGCUCUGUCUGGCUAUGACACAAGGGAGAGUUACGCCCGACUACUUUCCGCAAUGCAAGAAGAGUGACCCCGAAAUAAACAAGUGCAUCAUGCAGGCCAUCGAGGUGAUGCGGCCGCGCCUGCGCGAGGGCAUUCCUGAGGUGCACAUCCCGGCGCUGGAGCCGUUCGCGGUGCCGACGCUGAAGCUGGACCGCACGCAGCCCAACCUGCGGCUCAAGGCCGUCGUCAAGAACAUCCGCGCCGUCGGCGGAUCCAACUUCGUCGUCGAGAAACUUAAAUUGAACCUGAACAACAAGUACGCGGCGGAGGUGCGGCUGUCGCUGCCGAAGCUGGCCGUGUCGGCCGACUACGACGUGCGCGGCUCCCGGCUGCUCGUGCUCGAGAUCGACGGCAAGGGCAAGCUGCGCGGCAACUUCACUGGCAUAUCUGUUAUCGCUAAGGGUGCGGCCAAAGUAGUGGAGAAGGAAGGCGUCCGGUACCUGCAGGCGGACAAGAUCGUCACUCGGGUGAAGGUCGGACAUGGGCAGGUGGCCUUCGAUGACACGGAGCGACCUCUGGCAGCGGCGUCAGCGGCGAACUUCUUCAACGCGAGCCCCGGCGUGGUGCUCGACAUCCUGAGCCCGCUGGUGGACGAGACGGCGGCCGCCGUGCUGAAGGCCUUCCUCAACAAGGUGCUCGCCAAGAUCCCGCUGCACGAGUUCCUGCUGGAGGACGACCCCGCGCCGGCGCCGGCGCCGCAGCCCGCCGCUUACGACCCGGCGGUGAGCGCUUGCAUCGAGCGCGUGGCGACGGCGGCGCGCGGCGUGCUGGCGCGCGGCGCGCCGGCGCUGGGCGUGCAGCCGCUCGAGCCGCUGCGCGUGCCCAGCCUGCGCCUGCGCCAGCACCACGUGCCCUCGCGCAACUUCAAGUACGACGCCUGGCUCACCGACGUCACGCUGCACGGACUCACCAAUUACUCCUUCAACCGAUUGGAUGUUUACCCGGAACAGCUGAAGGUCACCACCAACAUCAGCUUGCCGCUUCUGUCCAUGUUCAGCGAGUAUGUGAUACUUGGGGAAUUCCAAAUGCUACCCGUUGAAUCUACUGGGAAGAUGUCUGUCAAUUUCACUGAAUGCACGGCGUCGAUCGAGGCGGCGGGCGCGCGCGCGCACAAGCGGCUGGUGGUGCGCGACGCCGCCGUGCGCCUGCGCUGCGCCGGCCCGCUGCGCGCCGACCUCAUGGAGGCGCACUCCACCACCGGCGAGAUGGAGAUGAUAACGGAGCACAUAGCGCGCAUGCACGCGGCGGAGGUGGCGGGCGAGGUGCAGCCCGCGCUCGAGACGGCGCUGGCCAUGGUGCUGGAGGACGUGGCCAACAAGUUCCUCAAGCACAGUGUCUUUAUUAAAAUGUGGAAAUUAAUAUGGCUCUUUAGUGGAGUCACUUCAGCAUUUGCGGCAAUAGACAAAGGCUUCGUGAACUUCGGUGGAUUCGUGUGUCCUCGUGAGGAGGAAGCCCUCGGUCGCUGUCUGAGAGAUGCUCUCAACGCCUACAUCCCAAAAUUAGCUACAGGAGUGCCGGAGUACGGCGUGCCGGCGUGCGAGCCGCUGGUGGUGGGCGCGCUGGCGGUGCAGCAGGCGGCCGGCCCGCUCGCCGUCACCUCGUCCUACUCCGACAUCACCGUGCGCGGCCCCUCCACCAUGCGCGUCAAGGACGUCCAAGUAGACUCGAAACAGCAUAAGAUAGUUUCGGAGCUGUACAUUCCCGAGCUGCGGAUGAAGGGCCACUACAAGCUGUCGGGGCAGCUGCUGAUGCUGCCCAUCGAGGGCGAGGGCCAGUUCGCCGGCAAGUACGCGGACAUCAACGCGGUGGUGUCGAUCGGGCUGGGGCGCGCGCCGCGCCGGGCCGGGCCCGACGCGCUCACCUGCGAGAGCCUCUCCGUCAAGUUCCACAUCGGCCACGCCGAGCUGCAGCUCGACAACCUCUUCGGGGGGGACGGGGAAUUGGGUAAAGCCAUGAACAAGUUCCUGAACGAGAACUGGCAGAAGUUGGGCGAGGAGCUGCAGACGCCGCUGGAGGAGGCGCUACGCGACUUCCUCAAACCACUAGCCGACCACGCCUUCGGCUUGCUGUGCGCCGAUGACGUGCUGGCGUCCUGAUCGUUCACACCAACACAACACAUCUUCAUACAAUCUGUUUCAUUAGAACUAGCAAAGGGAGAGAAGCGGCAGACACCGACGGAGGAGGCACUGCGCGACUUCCUCAAACCACUAGCCGACCACGCCUUCGCGAUUUCCUUAAUUCAUUGGCUGAGCUAGCCUUCUGCAUGCUGCGCGCCAACGACGUGCUGGCGCCCUGACCUGACCGACCACCAUCGUCCAUCACAACACAUCUUCAUACAAACUAUUUCAUUGGAACUAGCAGAGGGCGAAGAGCUGCAGACGUCUGAUUGGCUGACCUAACCCUCGGCAUGCUGCGUGACUAUACUACAGCGCCUUCACUACAUGCUGGCGCACUGACCGAUGCCAUCAACCACGCCGAAGAACUGACUAUUCUGCUAACUGAUAGCCUGUUAGCUUUGACCCCUUAAGACAAAAUAUGUGUUGAUUAAUCAUCUCCAAAUUAUUUAAGACGGGAGAGACAUCAGUUCGCAGACUUUUGCAAUCGUUUAUUAUGUAACAAAACACAAAACAACCUAUUUAAAAAAAUUGUACGUUUCAAAUCAUGCCACUAACCUUACAUAGUUGUGCUUUUUACACCUGAUAGUUAUGCUGUAGGUAGUCUAAUUCUUCAUUCCAUAAUUAUAUUAUGUAACAUACCUGUUUAAGUAUUUAUUAUCUAGAUUAAGACUUAAUUUAAAAAUAAAUGGUUUCAAUUCUUU